AUGCUCUACCUGGUUGGAUUUGGAUUGCACUCGUACAAGGACAUAACUCUCAGGGGACUGGAGGCUGUCAAAGGCAGUGCCACGGUGUAUCUCGAAAGCUACACAUCCAUCCACGGCGAGUCGCUGGAUGCGUUUGAAAAGCUCAUAGGGAAGAAGGUGCAUCUUGCAGACCGAGCCAUGAUGGAACAGACAGACAAAAUAGUUGACGAGUCCUGCAGGGAGAACGUCUCCCUACUUGUUGUUGGAACUCCGCUGUUUGCAACAACCCACUCGGACAUAAUGAUAAGGGCAAAGGAGAAGGGCGUGGAUGUGGAGGUGAUUCACAACGCCUCCAUCAUAAACGUGUUGGGCUGCUGCGGGCUCUACUCAUACUCCUUUGGAAGAGUAGUGUCCAUCCCAUACUUCACAGAGAGGUGGAAGCCAACAAGCUUUUACGACAAUAUAGUGAGGAACCACCAGAGCAACCUUCAUACACUAUGUCUCCUGGAUAUCAGGACAGAUGAGGACAGGUUCAUGAGCGUUAACGAGGCCGUCGACCAGAUUCUGGAGGCAGCCGCCAUUACAGGGUCUCCGCUUAUCAACGAAGACACCAGGAUCUUUGCAGUCUGCAGAUUCGGAUCGCCUUCAGAAGAAAUAGUCUACGGGAAAAUCGGGGACCUGAAGCUGAGGUCGUUUGGGGACCCCCUGCACUCAUUGAUAGUACCUGCAGAGCUGGACAGGGUUGAGGCGGAGCUGGUUGGAUCCCUAUUUAAGUAA
This is a messenger RNA of Encephalitozoon cuniculi GB-M1, 756 nucleotides long. RefSeq names its product diphtin synthase. Gene Ontology annotation, biological process: protein histidyl modification to diphthamide. Gene Ontology annotation, molecular function: diphthine synthase activity. The coding region runs from base 1 to 756 and encodes 251 amino acids. The transcript has a single exon. NCBI's taxonomy places the organism in Eukaryota, Fungi, Microsporidia, Unikaryonidae. The record is from RefSeq and is marked provisional.